Messenger RNA from Planococcus citri (citrus mealybug), 3028 nucleotides. RefSeq lists its product as uncharacterized. Lineage: Eukaryota; Metazoa; Arthropoda; Insecta; Hemiptera; Pseudococcidae. Gene Ontology annotation, molecular function: transmembrane transporter activity. The transcript has 6 exons. Bases 272 to 1615 code for a protein of 447 amino acids. Gene Ontology annotation, cellular component: membrane. The record is from RefSeq and is a predicted model, not a curated record. Gene Ontology annotation, biological process: transmembrane transport.
UUCAUCUCUCCUCAGUAAGUACAUUGUUACAUCUGAGCACCAUGUGUUUUUAUUUUUACCAGUAUUUAAUUUUAUUAACAUACUACUUGAUAGUAGAUCAAGAUCACCAAUUAAAUUGAUACAAUGUUUUCGAAAUUAGACUUCUAACGUCGCCGAAUUUUUUAAUAGUACCUACUUAACUAUUGUUGUAUGUUUUUCAAGUCCGAACUUCGCGCGUUCGAUUCGAUUACCUAUACCUAAUUUUCGUUUUCGUUUUCAAAAUCUUGUUACAAUGAUUGAAUUGGUGUUUUUCUUCCAAUACAUUUCGGAUCUCGUACUCUAUCAGGUCAACUUUAACCUACACUUGCACAAAGCCUGCCUUUCCAAUACAACGGACGUAAAGUCUUACAGAGAUUGCUAUAUCAACCUACGAGGAUUUAGUUUAGUCACGAAUUUCACAACUUAUUAUUCUCGUUUGGCUGUGUCAAUUCUGUGCGUACUUUAUGUAUCAUUAGCCAUAUCUUGGAGUGACAUAUCCGGUCGGCGUCGAAGACCACUCAUCUUCAUAGCGAUUUUCGGACAAAUCAUGAAGUCGAUCAGUGGCUUAAUAAAUCAUUUUUUCAAUACGAGUAUGGUAGUGACAUUCAUUUUCAAUAUGAUUUUCGAGUUAAUUGGAGGAAUAAAUAUGAUGUUCGUAGUGGCACAGAUUUACACAUGUGAGACGUCCACUGUAGGAAAUCGUACCAUGAGGUUGGGGCUGUUAUGGGUAGUUAGGCUAAUAUGUGAGGUAAUUUUCUACGAAAUCGCAGAAAAAUUUGCAUUAAAUUCUGGAUUUUACUACUCGUAUACCUUCUGUAUCGUACUGUCAAUUAUUGCGCUUGUACUGGCUACCCUUCUGAUCAAAGAUGAAUUUGUCGUUCCGGAGGUCGAGAAACCGAGUCUUUUGCAAUUGUUCGAUGUGACCCGAAUUGUCCACAGUUUCAAAUUGGUAUUUAAGAAAAGCCUAAGAAGUAAACGACUGCUUGUUUUGUUGCUAUUGAUCGCAUACGUUAUGGUGUAUUGUGUUUAUGAAGGCGAAAAUGGAACUGCUGCUCUUUUUCAUAUUCAUUUUCAACAAGCGUACAAACGUAGAGUUGACUCGAUAUCGGUUACCUUCGCUAAAAAUCUUUCAAUUAUUUUCAACACCUUGCUUUGUUGUGUAAUCCUGAGUAAAUGCUUGAAAAUCCGAGAUGUUUCGAUCGGAAUUUUUGCUGGCAUCUGUAAUCUCAUCGGAGUCAUUCUGUAUUUCUUGGUUGGUAACAUAUGGCACGUUUAUAUUGCGACGAUGUUGAAUGCCUUUCAUGGUGUGAUAUUAUUCACCAGUGUUUCUUUUUUGACCAAAUUUUACGAUGGUAAAGAAUUUGGAAGGUUGUUUGCUGUGCUUAAUAUCUUCUAUACCUUUGUUUUAAUCAGCGAAUGGGUAUAUACAAUGGUUUUUGCAAAAACUAUCAACUGCUUUGUCGAGGCUGUAUACAUAAAUAGUUUUUCCUUGGAUGUUACAGUUUUAUUGCUAUACUGCAUGUCGUUCAUGUUUUGGCGAUUGGUAAGUGAUCCUGCUUACAGUUCCAUGGAAGAAUCUCAUGUUUAUGAAAACUGAUCAAUGUUUUGUACACAGAAAAUACAUUCUGGUACCUAGUACCUAUUCGCAAAAAAAUAAUAUUUUGCAUUUAUUUAGACUAAGUAAUUUUUUAUACAUCAGGUAUACCUACACAUCUACCUAUACCUAGGAAUAUACAUAUAAAUAUUAGGUAGGUAACUUAUUUGGUACAGGGUGUCCAGAAAUAUCGUGAACCCCAAAGAAAGUUUUUUUUAUUAAAAACAUAGGUUGGCAACGUAAAAUAGAUGCAUAUAAUAAAUUGGUGGAAUGUUAUCACCUUUGUCUAACAACCAAUCAUGUGCUAUCAUUAUUAUCAUUCAGUGUGAUCAACCGCGCAAAACAUAUAGCAGAAAACUUUUUAAAGGGUUCACGAUAUUUCUGGGCACCCUGUGGCCUGUAUGUAAUUUGUACCUAUUUUAUAAUUUUUCUCAAUUUUGUUUCUAUCGAACCAUCUUUGAUGGUAAAUUCUGUUUAUAUUUUCAAUCAAUUAACUCCUCAUCAUGUUAGUCGUUUGAUCGCGAUGAUGAGGAGGUAUUUUUAUAAAUUUGCUCGAAACUACCCAGUGAUUCCAGACAUUGAGGUAAGUAGUGGUGUUGAUUAAUCGAUAUAGAUAUCGAUUAAUCGAUAUAAAGUCAUAUCGAUAUCAUAUCGAUAUAAAUUUCCAUAUCGAUAUUCUCAAAUUAUUUCGAGGACAAUGCUCAAAACACACAUAAAUUGAACUUUUGAAUGGAAAUUUUUCAAAAUUUUGAGUGAGCACAUCAGAUUUUUGAAAAUUAUUUAUGUUUUACGCUCUAUAAUUUGGUUUUUUCUUGAAAUCUCUAUAAUAGAUUGUAUUACGACGAAACUUCGAACUGAGUUAGUUAAUUUUUAAGGUAAUAAAGUAUAGAAAAUCCAGCAUUGAAAAAUAUCGAUAUAUAUCGAUAUGUAUCGAUAUCUCGAGGCAAAUAUCGAUAUGAUAUCGAUAUAAAAAAUUUUAAAAUAUCAACACCACUAGAGGUAAGUCAAUCCUACAAAAGUGUACUUAAAAACUAGUGCUGUCGCUAAAGGUCUUAUUUAUUGGGGGACCGCAGGAGAGACAGUAAAUGCGUACAGUUGUUUGAGAUUAUUCAUUAAUCGAUCCCUUUAAUCCUCCUAAAACUGAUUGUAAUUACCUAAUCGUAAUUACAGUCAGUUUUACAUCUUUCAAUGGCCUAGAGAACCAUUGAAUCUCUUUACGUUCUUCCACAAAAUGUAUAGGAAACUCAAUUUAUUGUGUUUGCCUUUUAGUCCCCUACCACUUGUGUGGUAUAAGGAGUACCUUAAAAAAGUCUUCUAUGACCGGUGAGCCACCUUGCAUAGGCGUAACUGGCUUAAGUCCUCCGAAUAAUUAUAUCAUAGAUGUUGUAUUAUUUAUUAAUUGCAAUAAAUUAUGUA